AUGAAUUUCUUCAGCGUUGGUGGUGGUGCGUUCAACGUCGUCGACCUGCCGGGCUUCGGCGGCACAUCGGUGCCGUGGUCGACGGUACUGCAGCAUGCUGUUCUCCUGCGUAACUACGUGCAGUGUCGUCCGAGUCUGAAGAUGUUGUACUACUGUAUGGACGUGCACUACAAGCACGGUGUCUAUAUACAGGACAUUGACAUGCUGCGCUUCCUUUCGAAGGAGGUGCCGAAUUUUACGAUUUUACUCACAAAAGGCGACCAGCUUGACACGACAAAGGCGCAGAACGUCUUUCGGCUGGAGGACGUGCGCAGGGAGCUGCUGUUCCACGACAUCACGCAUCCUGUGCUUGUCACCAGUGCGUACCACAUGGGUGGCAUUGACGCGCUUCGUUUUGACAUGGUGAUGAACUGCAUGCACGCACUCCCUACAGAACGCCUCACGCUGACGGAGGCAAAGCGGCUGUCGGAGCGGCUGCUGACACAGCGUGAACUCGGCACAGUGCGUCAGUUGUCUCUUCCACCCACACAGCUUCAAGAUGAUCUGUCGGCGUGGGAGGCGGAGCUGCGACGUGAGCGUGCGGCGGAGAAGGCAACAGGAAGCUCGCACACGGAAUUGACGGGGAGCACACCAAAGGAAGGGAAUGAAGAUAAGGAGUCAAAGCCGAUGAUUACAUCCAGUGGUGAAACCAACAGCAGCCAACACACGAAAGAGCAAGGGGUCACAACGCUGGUGGAGCUGGGUCCUUCAGAAUCUUCGAAUACCCUGCUUGACGCUGACCGAGGUGCGGCGUUUAACACCCUCCGAAAGAAGGUGACGAACAAGGCGCUGAUGCAGUACGUGCAACAGACGAGUCCGUGGCGCAACCCACUNUUGUGGCCUGCGAGUGUUGUGCCGACGAAACACCCCAAGGCAAACAUAAUGCGUUGCCCCGAGGACCCGCACAACCCUUACCUGACGCAGGCCCACUUUGUGUGCCCACGGGCCGACAUGUACUUCCGCCGCCCCAACGUCGGUACGCGUAAAGCAUCGAACAAGGGCCGCUACGAAGCGGACCGCCCACUGGCGUUUCUCGUCAAGCAGUAUACUGUGCCUUACUUCCCCGAUAUUGUGGAUGUGAACAUGAACCCGCUGCCGUGGACAUUCCUCGGCAGCCGCGAGGCGUACUACGAACGGAGCGGUGGACGCCAAUUGGGUCUGCGCAUGACACGCUACGCCACCGAAGGGGAGGUGCGAGCCCUCUCUGAGAACCCUGCGCCCACGCAGCCGGCUCUGACGAAGGAGCUGCGCGAGUUGGAGCGGGCACGAUACGGCGCACCCAUCGCAAUGCUGCGGCCUCCAGAGAAGGUGGCAAAGGUUGACAACACUUCCUCCAAUGAUGGCGAAAGGGACAUGAAAAUGAUGAGUAAAUGA
Molecule: messenger RNA, 1413 nt
Organism: Trypanosoma grayi
Lineage: Eukaryota; Euglenozoa; Kinetoplastea; Trypanosomatida; Trypanosomatidae
Product: GTP-binding protein
Exons: 1
Coding region: 1-1413 (470 amino acids)
Source: RefSeq, a predicted model, not a curated record